This is a messenger RNA of Daldinia vernicosa, 687 nucleotides long. RefSeq lists its product as uncharacterized. Bases 207 to 590 code for a protein of 127 amino acids. The transcript has a single exon. The record is from RefSeq and is a predicted model, not a curated record. NCBI's taxonomy places the organism in Eukaryota, Fungi, Ascomycota, Sordariomycetes, Xylariales, Hypoxylaceae.
UUUUACGCGAUACCCAAGUCAGUUUACAUCAACUUCGUCCGGUUCGAUUUCCACCACCUCAGAGUCGAAUAUUCAGAUCGAAAUAGUAGCAUAAUACACCUUAUAGCUAGCAUCAUACGACAACAUUGGUAUUGAAAUUUUAUAUCGACGAUUAAAAUCUAUUAAGCAUCCCCAAGGAUCAGGGUUUAUAUAGAGAGAAUCUCAAUAUGGCAAACGACUCGAUAGCAGCCUUACGUGGCGGGUGCCCCGCGCCUUUUUUCAAUGAGCUCAUGUUCCCUGCGGAUGGAGGACGUAAGUCUCGAAUCGAUCUCAUCACCGAGUGUGUGUCUAAUCGGUCUAUAGAUGUGGAUGGCCGCAUAUGCGCGCCCUUUGCGACCUUGAGUUGUUGUGUACCUUGCCCUAUGACAGACUGGGCUUACCCGGAUAAUUUCACGACGGCAACGACGGCAGCAAACUGGGUCAAUGUCGUUGGCAUGGUUUGCUGUGCUUUUCUCUUGAUUUCCUGGAUUGUGCUUCCCGUCGAUAAGACACAUCGCCACUACCUGAGUAUCAGUCUCGCCUGCGCCGUUGUUCUCAUGAAUGUGGGUUAGCUCUUGUUUAGGGGUAUGUAGCUCGAGUAUAGUUAGCUAAUCAUCUAUAGUUGGGCUUCAUUAUUCCUUUAGCGGCUAAGCCAGAGCAAUGUUUUAA